Molecule: messenger RNA, 1542 nt
Organism: Dictyostelium discoideum AX4
Lineage: Eukaryota; Evosea; Eumycetozoa; Dictyosteliales; Dictyosteliaceae
Product: xanthine/uracil permease family protein
Exons: 1
Coding region: 1-1542 (513 amino acids)
Biological process (GO): transmembrane transport
Cellular component (GO): plasma membrane; membrane
Molecular function (GO): transmembrane transporter activity; nucleobase transmembrane transporter activity
Source: RefSeq, a predicted model, not a curated record
AUGAUGUGGGAAAAUAUAAAAAUAAUGAUUUUGGAUUAUUUUCCAAAAUAUAAAUUAAAAAAUACUAGUGAUAUACCUAUUAUGCCAGAUGAAAGAAUACCAAUUAUACCAUCAUUUUUUUUAUCAUUUCAACAUAUUUUAGCAAUGUUUGGAGGUAAUAUUUUAUGCCCAUUAUUGAUGGGAUUUAGUACAAAUUCAGCAUUAUUUUUCUCUGGUGUUGGUACAUUGAUAUUCUAUGUAUGCACUGGAGGUAAGGUACCGUCAUAUUUAGGAUCAUCUUUUGCAUUCAUUGGAGUUGUUAAUUCAGCCACUGGAUAUAUUUAUUCACCUGGUACAACGAAUCCAAACAUUUCUCCAGCAGCAGGUGGUAUUGUAGUUUGUGGAUUUAUUUAUUUAGCCAUUGGAUUGCUUGUAAUGGUUGCAGGUCAUGCAUGGAUUGAAUUUUUAACACCACCCGUUGUAACUGGAUCCGUUAUCGUUUCCAUUGGUCUCCAUUUAGCAAAUUCAGCAGUUGGUCAAGCUGCAACCACAGGAUUUGAUGCAUGGAUGGCUGCAUUAACCAUACUUUUGGUAGUGAUGAUUACAUGUUAUGCACCUGGCCCUUUGAAAAGAUUACCCAUUUUAAUUGGUGGGGUUGUAUCAUAUGUAGUUUAUUUAUUAUGUGGAUUGGGAGGUGUUGGACCAGGUAUUGAUUUUAGUGUAGUAAGUGAUGCAAAAUGGAUUGGUUUACCACAAACUCAUUUACCAUCAUUCGAUUCAACUUACAUUUCAAUGAUUGCACCUGUUGCCGUAAUUUUAGCUGCAGAGAAUAUUGGUCACUUAAAAGCGGUUUCAUCAAUGACUGAAUAUAGUAUGGAUAAUUUAUUGGGUAGAACUUUUAUAGGUGAUGCAUUGGCAUGUAUUUUAGCCGGAUUCUUUGGUAGUUCUGGUACAACAACCUACGCUGAAAACAUUGGUGUAAUGAGUAUAACAAAGAUUUUCUCAACCCUUUCAUUCGUAUUUGCUGCAUGUAUCGCAAUUGUGUUGGGAUGUUUACCAAUUUUCGGCGCAAUCGUUCAAACUAUACCUCCAGGUAUUUUCGGUGGUUUAUCAAUUGUUUUAUUUGGUAUCACUGCUAUAACUGGUGCAAAACUUUGGAUUAAUUCUCAAGUUGAUUUUUCAAAACCAAGAAAUCUUUUAACUGCCGGUAUUUCAAUUGUUUUAGGUACUGGUAUGAUUAGUGUAAAUGUUGAAUGGGGUAAAAUUAAAAUUGAUGCAAUUGGUGUUUCCACUUUUGUCUCUAUCAUUUUAUAUCAAUUACUUCGUGAAAAUUGGGGUACAAUCUUUAGAAACAUCUUAGCAAAAAUCACUGGUAGAAGUUUUAAACAAUCUGAUGAUUGUGAAGAAACUAUUGAAAAUCCUCAAUAUUCAAAUUUAUUAAAACCAUUAAUUGAAAAUCAAGGUAUAAAUUCUUCAGAUUAUAAUGAAUUUAAUAAUGAAGAUAAUGAAAAUAAUAAUUAUGAACCAUUUAAAGAUAAUGAUGAAGAAAUAAUUCAAAAUUAA